AUGUCAUCGACGGAAGCGAGCUAUUCGCGCGGAGCUAACUUUGAGUCCGACAACUCAGAUGACAUCCUCACUCCCGAAGAGCAGAGGCUUCACGCCGCGGCCAAAUGCUGCACAGCUGACUCAAUCGACGAAAUAAGUCUUUUGGUAUCCGGCCAGCUAGGCUUUCCACCGGUGGAUGUCAACUCACGCAACGCUGUCGAUCGAACUGCUCUUCAUUGGGCUGCGGGGAAUAAUAAUGUCGACGCACUCAAAGUACUGAUUCAAUUUGGGGCUUCUGUCGAUGCGAAGGACAUAUUUGGCAUGAACGCUAUUCUUUGGGCAGCUUGGUUCGGCCACUACGAAGCGUUCUGCUUUUUAGUUAAGUCUGGAGCAGCCACUGAAUCAAAAAACAAAAACGGCCUUUCAUUUCUUCAUUGUGCAGCAACCAAUAACCACGUGAACAUUAUUGAUAUUUGCCGACAGGAACUCCAGGACUUUAAUUUGGAUACCGUGGACGGGCAUCAACGAACAGCACUUCACGUAGCUGCUCGAGGGGGCAAUCUGGAGUCCGUUGAGGGCCUGCUUGAUUUAAAAUCAGAUCCACACUUCGACGAUAAAAACGGAGAAGUUCCCUUGCAUUUAGCCGCGAAGCAUGGUCAUGUCAAAUGCGUACAGUGCCUAGUUGACUUCGGCGCGGAUCCGAACUCGCUGAACAAGAAUAACGAAACACCUCUGCAUCUGGCAUGUCUUGGAGGUUAUAGCGACAUUGUGAUGAUCCUGCUCGAUGCGAAUGCGUAUGCCGAUGGAGAGCUUUUGUCAAUGGAAAACUGUUGCUCUGGCCCGGGCAGUUGCGCGGAGACACCGAGCACUGUCGCUUCAAGCUCGAUGGACGAGCGCGAAGUGUUGCGAGUUGGCACGCGUCCUCUUCAUCACGCCAGUCAAAUCGGCAAUCGAGAAAUCAUCAGUCGUUUGGUGCAAAAGGGCGCCUCUAUUAACGCUGUCACCGAGCUUAAACAGUCGGCGCUACAUUUAGCGACCAUUCAUUCGCAACUAGAGGGCGCCGAGGCUUUGCUCAAGUUCGGGAUAAAUCCUAAUAUCCGCGAUAAUCGCUCCGAGGCGGCUCUCCAUUUGGCUGCCGAGAAUGGCUCAACAGAGCUCGCCGAAGUUCUUUUAAAGCACGGUGCAGACAUUAAAGUGCGAGAUGGCAAAGGGAAAACGCCACUUAUGGUGGCCGCCAGGGGCAAUUAUGUUACCAUCGUUGAUAUGAUUAUAAAAGCUGAAAGCAAGGAAGUCCUCGCCAAAAUAAAUUUCAAGCCUGACUCCUCAAUUGACACCCAGUUCAUUCGAAACUUGCUCUUCAAGCUGAGUACUAAGUAUCUGCGCCGGAAUGAAUGGAAACUGCUCGGGACUUACUGGAAGUUUUCGGACACACAGAUUCGUUCCAUCGAAGAACAGUGGAUCGGAGAAAAAUCGUACCGGGAGCAUGCACAUCGAAUGCUUCUUAUUUGGCUCCACGGAUGUCUUUUGUCCAAGCAAAACCCAAUCAAAGGAAUUUUCGAAGCUCUUUGCUAUAUUGACAGACGCGAUCUAGCAGAACAAAUGCGCACUAAAGCUAAUCAAGGCCCUCAGGACGAAAAAUCAUGCAAUAUACACUUCUCAGAAUCAUUUGUUUACGAUUACGGAGACAAUGUAGUGCACAUAGAGUCAGAUGAGAUGGUCAGAAACUUAAGUGAAUGGCGACGCCAAAAAAUGAAAACCACACCAUCAAAACACGAGCUCAAGUUUGGGGAGUACUUGGGAGAUGUCGUCGAAGGACGUUACCGCCAUCAGAAGUUUGGAGAGACAGUAGAAGAAGGCGACCGCCUCUUGGCUGGCCAUGAUGAUCUUUUGAGUAGAUUGGAGGAAACUAUGGAGUCCGUUAUAGCUGCCAGCGACGGAAAGUUGAAGCGCCCGACAAUAGCGCAAAUCGCGAAAAAAAUGGACGAUUACGAUUCGCCAGCACCGAAGAAUCUUCUGGCAUCUAGAUCUCGUACUGACAAAAUCGACCUCAUAGCCAGUGAGAAUAUGCCAUCACCGUCAGAAUUCGGCUUGACGAAAGAAGAAGUUGCACAGCCAACUCCUCCUCUUGCGAAGAAAAUGCUCCAAGAAUACGACACUAUGAAGACAACUUGUGCACUACAAAAAUCAUUGACGGAGGCUGAUUUUGGAAUAACAGAAAAUACGAUCCGUCCAAAUCUCGAUAAACGGUCUAUUCCAAGCGAUCCCAAAUUGAGUAAAGGCGAUGAGCGAAAGAAGCGGCUUACAGCGUCUGACUUCGGAAUAACAGCAGAUAUGAAACCGCCUUCUAUGCAAUCGAAGCAUGACCACAAUAGUGUUGAGUUUGACCUCAUUCUUAUAUUGAGUGUUAUACUUUGGGAAGGAAAUUUAGAAGGGGCCAAAAAGGAAAAAGACCGCCUAUCAGAAUCAGACUUCGGCAUUACGGCUGAUAUGCGUCCGCCGUCCUGGAAUCUAACACCACUGAAGAGUCAAGUUCGUGAGCCAAACAUCGUCUGUGGAACUGUUGUGAAAUCAAGAGCUCAAGAAGAUCCGCUAAUUGAUUUCGGAAAGGCACUUGAUAAGAAAGAACUGUCUGAAAUCCCAACUCCUGGACUAAGAAGAAAUCCUAUUGCCGUUGAGCUCACACCGGCAGAUUUCGGAAUUGACGAAAAUACAAUUAAUCCGAUGGACACUUUCAAGAAGAAAAUUGAUAAGAUCGACAUCACUCCUUCCUUAUCGUUCACGCCGAUAAAAGUUCAUGAAAAGGAAAACAUUAUUCCGCACGCAAACCAAACGAGAGCUGAUCUUGACUUUUUAACCCCUGUAAAAACAAGCCGAGUUUUCUCCGACGAGUUUGUAGGUAACACGCCCGACAAGAACUGCUCAUUCAAUCUGCGAAACAUUACGAUUGACGACGAGACAGGAAAUCCUCUGCAAGAACCUCAGCUAACCAUCAAAAUUAAAGGCCUAUCUUCACCUUUCGAAAUCAUGCAAAGAGAUCACGGGCUUAAGAAAAUCACAGAAGAAGAAUUUCUGAAGCUUCCAAGCUACCGUCGAUUCGGCCUAGACGUAGCGAAGGCAAACGAAGCUUUGUACUCUCUCUACAAAACCUCGAAUGGAAACAAAGCACAUACAUUCAAGCUUGACGCGCUAACCCGUGUAGAGUCCAAAGCACAGCCAGCAUUACAAGUACUUGGAAGAAUCUCUCGGUUAGCAGACGGCUGUUUUCAUCUGAUAUAA
This is a messenger RNA of Oikopleura dioica, 3255 nucleotides long. Lineage: Eukaryota; Metazoa; Chordata; Appendicularia; Copelata; Oikopleuridae. The record is from the annotation of a GenBank genome assembly.